AUGAGGUCAAACGUUGUUGAAGGUCUUAGCAUUAGUGAUUUAGGGAAGUUUGCAUGCUCUUGGAAUGCUCAUUUUCGGAUUGGGACGUGUAGAGGUAUAAGAUGUGUGAAGAAUGUCACUAUUCAUACUUCUUCUAUAUUAUCUAUCAAUGCCGGGGAACACUGGUUAGGGAUUGGAGCUGCUGAUAAUUCAAUGUCUCUCUUUCAUCGGCCGCAAGAGAGACUUGGUGGCGUAUCUAGUGCUGGUUCAAAGAUGGCUGGAUGGCAACUCUACAGAACACCACAGAAAACCGUUGCAGUGGUAAGAUGUGUGGCUUCAGACCUUGAAAGAAAAAGGAUUUGCAGUGGUAGCCGCAAUGGCCUGCUUCGGCUAUGGGAUGCUACUAUUAACAUCUAA
This is a messenger RNA of Ilex paraguariensis (yerba mate), 396 nucleotides long. Lineage: Eukaryota; Viridiplantae; Streptophyta; Magnoliopsida; Aquifoliales; Aquifoliaceae. The record is from the annotation of a GenBank genome assembly.